This is a messenger RNA of Schizosaccharomyces cryophilus OY26, 2135 nucleotides long. Its product is annotated as meiotic RNA-binding protein 1. The record is from RefSeq and is a predicted model, not a curated record. The coding region runs from base 63 to 1913 and encodes 616 amino acids. NCBI's taxonomy places the organism in Eukaryota, Fungi, Ascomycota, Schizosaccharomycetes, Schizosaccharomycetales, Schizosaccharomycetaceae. Gene Ontology annotation, cellular component: nucleus; ribonucleoprotein complex; cytosol. Gene Ontology annotation, molecular function: poly(U) RNA binding; poly(A) binding; mRNA 3'-UTR binding. The transcript has a single exon.
UUCCAUCUUAACCCAAGAACUGUAGUAUACCUACUUUUAUUUCAAUAGAAUAUCUUAAUAGUAUGCAGGAAUUAAGCACUCCAACGAAAGAUCAAAGGCUUAUGUCUUCUUCAAUCCACGAUCCCCUCUCAACUACUGAGUUACCAACUCCAACUAGUCAAACAACGGUCGAGCUUCUAAGUAAUGAUAUCAAGAAAACCGAAAGUAUGGAUUCAGGUGUUGUUUUACUGACUCCUGGCACAAGCCCACACACGACUCGUGGAUCCAGCGAUAUGGUGUUGUCAAGUGAUCAUACUCCUAGCUCUCAACGUAGACAUUACCAGGGAGCACAUUCCCAAUAUACAAAUCAAACGAAUGGCUAUUCCAUGAAUACUCAAACAGAAGCAUAUAUUAACGAACACCCUAAUUAUCAAACUCGCUUCCAAGAAUCUAAUGCUUAUCUAAGUAACAAUAAUGUUACUACCGUCCCACAGCCUAAUCCUUAUUUACCUGGAUCAUAUUAUCCUCCUUAUUAUGCUGCCUCCCAACAAACAGCAGGUGGACGUCCUGGUGUCCCUGCUUUUCGUCCUCCAUUUGGUGUCCCUGCUGCUACACCUUGUUACGGAGCACAGUGGCAGGCUCAGCAGCAACAUUAUCCAAUGAAUGGAACUCAUCCUUAUAUGAAACCUUAUGUUUCCAAUGGAGUUACUCAGCAGUUAAUGGCAGUGCAUGCCCCUCAGAAUACUUCAAUGUAUCCUCCAGUAACGCCCGUAGGACAGCCGAAUGUCCCAUAUUUAAAUCAACCAGCAUAUCUCCCGUCUGUGCCUCCUAAUCCCGCUGUCGGUAACAACUCUUCCGGAUUUCCCGCACCCUCUACAAAUAUGACUCCUUAUACACAUACAAAACCAAGAGAAGAUGUGCGUUCUGAAUCCGAGGAUGCUCUCAGAUCGGAUAAUGCGUCUAAACCGGAAUUAAAGCAACAAAAUGCGUAUCUCACUCGUCUUGUGUCCAUGCAUCCAGCUAUCCCUCCAGCUAUUCCUAGUAUGUUUCCCAUAUCUCAGGAAGAGAAAAAGACGGAAAAUCCAGGAAAAACAAAAAACGUUUACAUUCGUGGCCUUCCUCCUACUACAACCGAUGAAAGUUUACUGCUGUAUUGCAACCGCUUUGGUAAGGUUGUGAGUAGUAAAGCCAUCAUUGAUGUUAAUAAUAACUUAUGCAAAGGAUUCGGAUUUGCUUGCUUUGAGGAGCUCAAAUCUGCAGUCUUAUGCAUAUCUGCUAUGACCUUGUGUGGUUAUCAAUGCUCAUUUGCCAAAGAGAGUUUCAGCGCAAGAUUGCAAAAUCUUCAAGAUAAAGAUAGCACCAAUCUGUAUAUCUCCAAUCUUCCUCUCCAUUGGAAUGAGGACGACAUUAGUAAUCUUUUCAAACCUCACAGAAUUGUUUCAAAUCGUGUGCUUCGUGAUUCUAAGAAUCAAUCUCGAGGCGUUGGUUUUGCUCGCAUGCAGGAUCGUUUCGUAGCUGAGGAAAUCAUUGAUAGUUUCAAUGAUUAUUGCAUUGACCCAACCUUACCUCCUUUGCAAAUUCGUUUUGCAGAUUCUGCCGAGCAAAAGAAAUUUAAAGGUCAAACUCAAAAGAGGCGUAUGUGGCGUGCCCGUGAGUAUAAUGUUCUUACCAAGAGCAUUACCGCUUUAAACGAUGCAUAUUCGAACUUAGACCGGACGGAAACACCACCUGUGUCUAUGUAUCCUAAAAUGAAUUUGUAUAUGCCUGUAGACAAUAAUGUCUAUGCCACCAGUCCAGUUUAUGAUAAUUUUAAUUGGCAAAAUAUGUAUCCUCCAGCCUCAGCAUAUCCGGUGAACGCUGAAACUUCAAUACCUAAGGCUGCAUACUCGGGAUAUAAGACGCAGAAAAACAUAGCUACUGCAGGUGUGAAUUGAUUACCAUACGGAAAGAAACGUUAGUUAUCUUAACGUUCACCUGAUUAAUGAAUGUAUGAAACUGAAACAUGAAUCUGAAACCGAAUGAAGUUUGAAAUUUAUUAAUGAGUGUUAUCUGAUUUCAAAUUUAUUAUAUAUUAAGUCUUAUAAACUACAGGUAUAUAUAAUGAGCCUUAUAUAGUGGUAUUGAUUAAAUUAAUAAUAUACAAUGUUUAGUGGAUA